Molecule: messenger RNA, 2585 nt
Organism: Esox lucius (northern pike)
Lineage: Eukaryota; Metazoa; Chordata; Actinopteri; Esociformes; Esocidae
Gene: spice1
Product: spindle and centriole associated protein 1
Exons: 17
Coding region: 226-2472 (748 amino acids)
Biological process (GO): metaphase chromosome alignment; regulation of centriole replication; mitotic spindle assembly
Cellular component (GO): centrosome; spindle; centriole
Source: RefSeq, a predicted model, not a curated record
ACAAUGAACACAACGUAACUAAUGACUUUUCUAUCAAAACAGUUGCAGGUAUUAACAUAGUGUGUCAGCUGGUGACAAAGGUUUAAGAGUAACGUAUCCGGGUGACUUCUCAAAAGCUUUCGGAAAACACAGCUUUUCUUGCUAAACAAGCUAACUUUAGCAAGCCAGCUAUUUGGUUGAUUUAUACUUUUCUCCCAGGGUAGCUAGCUAUCUUUUUCUUACCAAAUGUCGUUUGUGAGGUUUGGCCGUUCACAGCACAUUCAGGGAAAACGGUCUGCAGUGCGUUCAAAGAAGGCCAGUUCGACUAAGAGAGAGUGGGUGAGCACCGUCCAUGACCUUUCUGUACACAAAGCUACACCGGAGGAGCUGAGUCGUCGCCAUGAUAUGCAUCGGUCCCAUAACCAAGCGGUGGCCCAUUGGGAGCUGAAAGAGAAAGCUAUGAGACGCAAAAGGAGUAACGGCCUUCUCGGUAGCCCUCCACCGCUUGACCCCGCCAGCCUCAAUAUCAUCAGAGAAGUUUUCUCUGGGCAGUUCCAGCUGCAGGAUGUCCUGGCCAGGUCAGACAGAGCCAUGGCAGUGGUCAAGGACCUAUUUGGAGAUGCUCCUCGCAGGCAGACUGGGUUCCCCAGUGUAACAAUGGCUCCUGACUGUGGGUCUGACUACGACCUGCCCGUCCUGCAGAAACCAGAGACCCCGACACAGCUCUCACUGCUCAGCCAGUCAAUGAUGGACCCGCAGGCUCUGAAUGAGCUGGACGACUGGGAAGGAGAACACUGUGAACAAGGAAGUGUCCCUUCUACGUCGAACAUUUCCGAUACGGAUACCAGAUACAGGGUGAACACCCGCAAGAUGAAAGCCAAGUCUUUGACAAGAGGCGGGACGCGGCAAUCUAACCGCAACCACCAGGGGUCAGCAGUCAGCCCACCUCAGACUCCCUGUGGCUCAGGGGGAACCCGAGAACAAGCAGCUCUGAAUGCUACAGGUAAGAUCCAGCGUGUGCGAUCCAAACAGCCCCUUUCAGAACCUGAGGAGUGUUCAUCCCUGGUCAGUCAGGUUCUGAACCCCGACCCUCCCAUAACCCACUCAGCGAGGAAGAGCCGGCCCUCAAAGGCCAGCAGGGGGCGCUCUACUGAAACAGGCCUGGAUGGGUUGGCCCUCAGCUCUCUGAGUGGGAACCAGUCCAGCAUGGGGCUGCUGCAAGGCCUGCUGGACCAGGUGGAAGUGGAGCUGGAGGGCCAGGGCCCAGAGGAACCUCCCACAGCCCCAGGAGGAGAUGGGACAGCAGGAGCACAGCGCAGCACUCAGGGCCUCACUGGCUUCUCUGUGGCCCUGGUGUCUACCCUGGUCCGCCUGGCCAGACUACUCCGACAGAGAACGGAGGAGGCCCAGAAGGAGAGGAAGGAGCGGAGAAGGCUGGAGGAAGAUAUGAAAGAGCAGCGGGUAUUGAUAGACGCCCUCACAGCUGAGACCCUGGCCUUGAGAGAGGAGAGCGCCGUACUACAAGCUGGUCUGCAGCAGAGGGCCAGCGGGCUGGAGGAGAGGCUGGACGCCAUGGUCCUGGCGCUGGGGGGCUUGGGGGUGCUGCGUGGAGACGGAGAUGAUGAGGCCCGAGACGCUGGCAGCGUAGCUACAGACUGUCCUGUAACCUUCUGUGACCUGGAGCUGCCUGGUCUCUGUCCAGCAGUGCUGCUGUCUCCUCCUCGGCAGAGAGACAACCGCCCACGCAGUCAAACCUCAGCCGGUUGCUCUUUGCCUCUCUGCAACGCCCCCUCUCUCCCCACCCCUUCCCUCGCCAGCUGGCCCCACCCUGACUCUACACCCCCUGAGGCCCCCAACUCGGACCCUGACCCCCUCUUCCCCCAGCCUUCCCAGGAUGCUGUGCUGUCUCAGAUUGCCGAGCUGACCCGUCAGAACACCCUCAUACGGGCUCAGCUGGGGCAAUUCUACCCAGCUUCCCCUCCCCCAGGAUCGGAGGUUAGCAAAGGUCAAAGUUCAAGCAGAGGAUCACCUGGAGACAAAACAGAGAAGAGAGGGUCUGUCACAAAUGGAACGGGCCGAACAACCCCCCAGGCAGUUGGAGAGAGGGAGACACAGCCCUAUGAGGAGGAACAGGAAACCCAGCAGCCUGUUGUGUCAGAGCGCCCCGGCAGUGUGGAACAGCGCCUCCUUGAGCUCAACAGGCAGAGUGCAGCAGCCAGGAGCAGAUUGCUAGAGCUAAUAGAACAACAGAAACAGAGCUCCUUCUCAUCCAGUGUCUCCCCCUCUGUGUCCCCCAUACCACCACUCUCAGGGGGACUUUACCCAGAGCCACUGGCUGAACAGGAUCUGUCUCCCCUGGGCAGCAGAGGCAGUAGGCUGUCUGCUGGUAUGGUCUCUCCACAGAACCUUGGAGCACAGUCCAAAAGGAGCAGGACUCCGGUGGACAAGCUGAAAGGAGAAGGCUGGUUUGCGUUGUCCACACAUGUUAAAUAACCGAAGACUGCAACUCUUACUCAAAACUCUUUUCUAUUUUUAACAGUUUUUACUUUGCAGUUUUUACAGUGUUAGUGUUUUACAGAAUUUAAAAUAAACUAUUGGUAAUUUAA